AUGAGUACCUCUGAAUUCGCUUACAAGGAAAAGCCGGAAACCCUGGUUUUAUUUGAUGUUGAUGGCACUUUAACCCCAGCAAGAUUGACCAUUUCCGAAGAAGUCAGAAGCACUUUGGCCAAAUUGAGAAACAAGUGUUGUAUCGGUUUUGUCGGUGGCUCUGAUUUGAGCAAACAAUUAGAACAGUUAGGUCCAAACGUCUUGGACGAGUUUGACUAUUCUUUUUCCGAAAAUGGUCUUACCGCCUACAGAUUAGGUAAGGAACUAGCUUCCCAAUCUUUCAUUAACUGGCUCGGUGAAGAAAAAUACAAUAAAUUGGCCGUUUUCAUUUUGAGGUAUCUAUCUGAAAUUGAUUUGCCAAAGAGAAGAGGCACUUUCUUGGAAUUCAGAAACGGUAUGAUCAACGUUUCCCCAAUCGGUAGAAACGCCUCCACCGAAGAGAGAAACGAAUUCGAAAGGUACGACAAAGAACAUCAAAUCAGAGCUAAGUUCGUUGAAGCUUUGAGGAAAGAAUUCCCCGACUACGGUUUGACGUUUUCCAUUGGUGGUCAGAUCUCCUUCGACGUCUUCCCAGCUGGUUGGGACAAAACCUACUGUUUGCAACACGUUGAAAAAGACGGUUUCAACGAAAUUCAUUUCUUUGGUGACAAGACUAUGGUCGGUGGUAACGAUUACGAAAUCUUUGCUGACGAAAGAACUAUCGGACAUUCAGUUCAAUCUCCAAAUGACACUGUCAGAAUCUUGACUGAACUCUUCGACCUAUAA
This is a messenger RNA of Saccharomyces kudriavzevii IFO 1802, 765 nucleotides long. It is a transcript of the gene SEC53, whose product is annotated as phosphomannomutase SEC53. Lineage: Eukaryota; Fungi; Ascomycota; Saccharomycetes; Saccharomycetales; Saccharomycetaceae. Gene Ontology annotation, biological process: protein N-linked glycosylation; GDP-mannose biosynthetic process; mannose metabolic process. The transcript has a single exon. Gene Ontology annotation, molecular function: phosphomannomutase activity. Bases 1 to 765 code for a protein of 254 amino acids. The record is from RefSeq and is a predicted model, not a curated record. Gene Ontology annotation, cellular component: cytosol.